Molecule: messenger RNA, 5441 nt
Organism: Scatophagus argus
Lineage: Eukaryota; Metazoa; Chordata; Actinopteri; Scatophagidae
Product: complement C3-like
Exons: 43
Coding region: 81-5051 (1656 amino acids)
Cellular component (GO): extracellular region
Molecular function (GO): protein binding; endopeptidase inhibitor activity
Source: RefSeq, a predicted model, not a curated record
GUGCAGGAGGAGGGAGGAGAGUGAAUAAAUGGAGGGAGCUAUAGAGCGACACUGACAGCAGAUCCAGAUCAGGAAGGAGGAUGAGUAGGACUCUGCUGUGGCUGACGGCCUCUCUGGCCUUUGCUUCUCUCACUUUUCUGGCUGAUGGAGCUCCACUGCAGGUGAUGUCUGCCCCCAACUUGUUGCGGGUAGGAACAGAAGAAAACAUCUUUGUGGAGUGUCAAGACUGUACAGUGACAAGUGACAUCCCAGUCACCAUCAAAGUGAUGAACCACCCAACCAAAUCCACACAGCUGGCAAGCACAUCUGUGACUCUCACAAGUGCAAGAAACUUCCAGGAGCUUGGAAAAAUUACGAUUCCUGCCAGUGACUUCAAUAGGGACCCCAACAUGAGGCAGUAUGUGUACCUGCUAGCUGAGUUCCCUGACCGAGUGCUGGAGAAGGUUGUCUUGGUGUCCUUCCAGUCUGGGUACAUCUUCAUUCAGACUGACAAGCCCCUCUACACCCCCAACAGCAGAGUUCAUUACAGGAUGUUUGGAGUGACGCCCCACAUGGAGCCUGUUGAGAGGGAUGACAGAACCAGAACUGAUGCUAUUAUUGUCACUGAGAUUGUGACUCCUGAAGGCAUCAUUUUACCCCUUAGUACAGUAUCUCUUAAGUCAGGGAUCCACUCUGGAAUUUACCAACUUACAGAAAUUGUCAGUCCUGGACUGUGGAAAGUAGUGGCAAAGUUCCACAGCAACCCACAGCAGAGCUACUCUGCAGAGUUUGAGGUCAAAGAAUACGUGCUGCCUAGUUUUGAGGUGAAACUGACCCCUGUGAGCCGUUUCUUCUACGUGGACAGCGAAGAGCUCACCAUCAACAUCAAAGCUACGUAUCUGUUUGGUGAAGAGGUGAAUGGAAUGGCCUAUGUGGUUUUUGGGGUUAUACAACAAGAUCAAAAAAAGAGCUUUCCAAGUUCUCUUCAAAGAGUGCAGAUUGAGGGAGGUUCUGGAGUGGUCAAACUGAAGAGACAUCAUAUUAAUGAGACCUUCAGGAACAUCCUUGAUUUGGUGGGGAGUCCGAUAUUUGUAGCUGUUAGUGUCCUGACAGAGAGCGGUAGUGAAAUGGUGGAGGCUGAGUUGAGAAAUAUCCAGAUUGUCACGUCACCGUACACCAUCCACUUCAAGAAAACACCCAAAUAUUACAAACCAGGAAUGUCCUUUGAUGUUGCGGUUGAGGUUGUGAAUCCCGAUGAGACUCCUGCAGAAGGUGUCACAGUGGAGGUUAAUCCAGGCCAGGUGACGGGCCGCACUGCAGCCAAUGGCAUGGCAAGGCUUACCAUCAAUAUAGUGGAUGUCAGAGGACCACUGACUAUUACAGCAAAGACCACUGAUCCUCUUAUUUCAAGUGAAAGACAAGCUUCAGCCUCCAUGGUGGCUCUCCCACAUACCACUAAAAGUAAUAAUUACAUCCACAUAGGUGUGGAUACAGCUGAAGUAACAUUAGGGGAAAACCUAAAAAUCAACUUCAUCCUUAACAGGCAUGCAGAAAAUGACAUCACAUACCUGAUCCUGAGCAGAGGUCAGCUGGUGAAAAAUUACCGCUACAAGACAAGAGGCCAAGUACUGAUAUCCCAGAUAGUCACCAUAACCAAAGAAAUGCUGCCAUCAUUCCGCAUCGUAGCCUACUACCAUACAAAUGACAAUGAAGUGGUAGCAGACUCUGUUUGGGUGGAUGUCAAGGACUCCUGCAUGGGAUCGCUGAAGCUGCAAUCAACCAGGAAUGUUCCAUCAUAUGAGCCUCGCAAGAUGUUUGGUCUGAAAGUCACUGGAGACCCAGGAGCCACAGUGGGACUGGUGGCAGUUGACAAAGGCGUCUACGUCCUAAACAACAAGCACCGCCUGACGCAGAAAAAGGUGUGGGACAUUGUAGAGAAGUACGACACAGGCUGCACACCGGGUGGAGGGAAGGACAGUAUGAAUGUGUUCUACGAUGCUGGGCUGUUGUUCCAGUCCAGCACGGCUUCUGGGACUCCCUACAGACAAGAACUGAAGUGCCCAGCCCCCAGCAGGAGGAAACGAACCACUACUCUCAUGGAUGUCACCACCACCUUAGUGAGUCAAUAUAAAAACCAACUGCAACGUGACUGUUGUUUGGAUGGCAUUAGGGACAUUCCUGUUUCAUACACAUGUGAGAGACGUAGCGAGUACAUCAUGGAUGGUGCAGCCUGCGUCGAGGCCUUCCUGCACUGCUGCAAGGAGAUGGAAAGCCAGCGAGCUGACAGGAAGGAGGAUAACCUGAUACUGGCUCGCAGUGAAAAGGAUGACAAAAGUUACAGCGAUGACAUUACUUCUCGCACCCAGUUCCCUGAAAGUUGGCUGUGGUCAGAUAUCAAACUUCCUACUGUUUGUCCUGAUUCAGAACCUAACUGUGACACCACAUCAGUGGUGAAACAUGUUCCUUUGCAAGACUCAAUCACAACCUGGCAGUUCACUGGAAUUAGUCUGUCAAGAACCUACGGAAUCUGUGUGGCCGAACCAUUAGAAGUAAUUGUCAAGAAGGAAUUCUUCAUUGAUCUCAGACUGCCCUACUCUGCUGUCCGAGGAGAGCAGUUAGAAAUUAAAGCAAUCCUCCACAACUACAGCCCUGAUCCUGCUACCGUGAGAGUGGACCUUAUUGAGGACACAAAUGUGUGCAGUUCUGCCUCUAAGCGUGGGAGAUAUCGUCAGGAAGUCAAAAUUGGGGCUGAGACUACACGAUCGGUACCCUUUGUCAUUAUCCCCAUGAAGGAAGGACAAUAUCCCAUUGAGGUCAAAGCAGCUGUCAAAGAUUCAUCGCUCAAUGAUGGAAUCAUGAAGAUGCUGCGGGUGGUGCCUGCAGGUGUGCUGGUUAAAUCUCCUCAGAUAGUAACUCUAGACCCGAGUAAUAAAGGUGUAGGUGGUAAACAAGAAGAAAUUAUCAACAGUGGAAUUCCUAAGAAAGACAUGGCUCCAAAUACACCCACUAGCACACAGAUCUCUGUGACAGGAAGAGAACAAGUAUCUGCACUGGUGGAGAAUGCCAUUAGUGGAAACUCAAUGGGUACUCUGAUCAAACAACCUUGGGGCUGUGGAGAACAGAACAUGAUGCGCAUGACCCUGCCUGUCAUUGCAGCCAUAUAUUUGGAUAAAACCAACCAGUGGGAAACUGUAGGAUUCGAGAAACGCAGUGAAGCCCUCCAACACAUCACGACCGGCUACCAGAACGAGCUUGCCUUCCGUAAAACUGAUGGAUCUUUUGCUGUGUAUCCCCAUAGCCAAAGUAGCACCUGGCUGACAGCCUAUGUUGCCAAGGUGUUUGCCAUGUCCAGCAGUCUGGUGGCAGUGGAAAGCAACGUCAUCUGUGGAGCCAUCAAGUUUCUGAUUCUCAAUGCACAGCGACCAGACGGCAUGUUUAGAGAAGUUGGACGAGUGUACAGCAGUGCAUUGGGUGGUGAUGUACGUGGCACAGAUUCAGACGCCUCCAUGACAGCCUUCUGUCUCAUUGCCAUGCAGGAGUCACGCACACUAUGUACUGGCACUGUUAGUAGUAUGCAAAGCAGCAUAGACAAAGCAGUGGUCUACCUGGAGAAGCGUCUGCCUCAGCUCACCUACUCAUAUGCUGUUGCCAUGACCUCAUAUGCCCUGGCCAAUGAAAACAAAUUGAACCGGGAGAUCCUCUACAACUUCAUUUCCCCAGAGUUGUCCCACUGGCCAGUUCCUACGGGACAUGUUUAUACAUUGGAGGCCACAGCUUACGCUCUUCUUGCUCUGGUCAAGGCAAAGUUAUUUGAAGAUGCCAGACCUGUUGUCAGAUGGUUCACCCAGCAGCAGAAGAUUGGCGGAGGUUAUGGAUCAACUCAGGCUACCAUAAUGGUGUACCAGGCUGUAGCUGAGUACUGGGCCACUGCUAAAGAACCAGAAUAUGAUCUGAAUGUGGACAUUUUGUUACCUGGCAGGUCAAAACCUGACAGGUACAACUUUAACAGGGAAAACCACUAUGCCACAAGAACAUCUAAACUCAAAGAUAUAAAUCAGAAUGUGAAAGUGACUGCCACAGGCACUGGAGAAGCAACACUGACAAUGGUGUCAUUGUAUUACGCUCUGCCCAAAGAAAAGGAAAGUGACUGUCAGAAUUUCAACUUGUCAGUGCAGCUCCUCCCAGAGAAACCCGAAGACAAUGAGAUGAUAUACAGGCUGAAAAUAGAGGUUUUAUAUAAGGACAAGGACCGUGAUGCAGCUAUGUCAAUUUUGGAUAUUGGCUUGUUAACUGGAUUCACAGUGAACACAAAUGACCUGGACUUAUUGUCCAAAGGACGAGCCCGAGUGAUUUCAAAAUAUGAGAUGAACACAGUCCUGUCAGAGAGAGGCUCCCUCAUCAUCUACCUGGAUAAGGUUUCUCACACACGACCAGAAGAAAUCACAUUUAGGGUCCAUCAGAAACUGAAAGUGGGCGUCUUACAACCAGCUGCUGUGUCAGUCUAUGAAUACUAUGACCAAACACAUUGUGUGAAAUUCUACCAUCCAGAGAGGAGAGCUGGACAACUACUGAGACUCUGUAGGGAUGAUGAAUGCACAUGUGCUGAAGAGAAUUGCAGUAUGCAGAAGAACGGCAAAAUCAGCAAUGAUGAGCGCACAGCUAAGUCGUGUGAGACGACUCCAACCAGCAAAAUAGAUUUUGUGUACAAAGUGAGAGUGGAACAAUUUAUAGACAGUUUGUCCACUGACAUUUACAACAUGCGGGUACUGGAAGCCAUCAAGGAAGGAAGUAGUGAUGUGGGUGCACGUGGUCAACUGCGAGCAUUCCUCAGUUAUCCACACUGCAGAGAGUCUAUAGAUCUGAGAGAAGGCAAAACCUACCUUAUCAUGGGGACGUCCAAAGAUAUUCACAGAGAUGAACAACAUCAGUCGUAUCAGUAUGUACUCGGUGAGAGAAGCUGGAUCGAGUACUGGCCCACAGAAGCAGAGUGUCAGUCUGAGGAACACAGACCUACCUGUUUGGGCAUGGAGGAGCUGGAACAGCAGUAUGCACUCUUUGGAUGUCAGCAGUAAUGAAACUCAAAGAAAUCAAAUGUUGUCUUUUUUUCCCCCCAAAUUAUUAUUUUUUUGUUUGCAUUAUUCUUAUGUAAAACUUUCAUUGCUCUGAAAUGGUUACAAGUUACAGUGUUGUACUGCACUGAUUAAAACAUCAUGUCUCACUGUCUUUGUCUUAUAUACAAAUAAACUUUUGGUUAUGUUGACUACUGUAUAAUCAUCCUUGAUAAGUUCAGCUAGAAAUUGAAGUUUAAUUAUAAUAUUUGAAUAUUUGAUCGUGUUGAGGUCAUUGGAGUGAUGCAUGCAAAGUGUAAAACAAAUCUUCAUUUGCAUAUAACAAAAGGAAAUUAAAAAAGCUGUGGAAUAAAUGUGAAAUUUUCAAAUAAAAGUCUCCUGAUAUAAAUAAAA